AUGUCAAUCAUAAGUCUUAAAUUGAAAAAUGACUAUUCCGCAGACAAUUUCAUAACUCCUAUGGCAUCUGCCCCUAUUCUGGUAAAAGAAAACUUGAACGAGCUAGACUUACCAGAGCUUCCAAAUUACUUUAAAAAGGCUGAAACAAUCUUAAAUGCAGUGCAGUAAUCUUUGAAUAAAAAUUCUAAUAGCAAGUAAGUUAUUGUCAGCAGAAAUUAAGACUUUAAAACUGAUAGGAUGAUAUCAGAGUAGUUUUCGAGAAUCAAUAGAAAUGAAUUCGAUUAUAGCCUAAGAAACAAUCCUUCAAUGAAGCUACCCAAUCUAAGGCAGCAAGCUCGUAAUAACACCUCUUUGGAGACAUAAUCAAAUAAAGCGAAGUAUAGCAUUAGGCAGCAAGCAGAAUCUGACUCAUUUGAUAAUAUAUUUCAUCGCCAAUCUCCUUUCAAAGACCCAUCUUAAAGAGUGCAGUCAAAUAAAAAUUAGAAUAACUCAUAGAGCAAUGCCUAUUAAAACGAGGAUUUUUUCUAUGGAUUGAGUAAUCCAAGUACUAUGAAAUAAAAUCUAAUAAAUUAGAGUAGAAAUGUUUAUGAUAAUCACAAUAACUCGUAUCAAGAUGUAUAAAUUCAAAGUAAAAAUGGCAAUCUAAGGAAACGCAAGGGGUUAGAGGACUAUCACAAUUAGAAAUUUAUAAAGAUAAAUGAACUUAAUAUUACAUCAAAGUAAAAUAAAUAAAAAACCUAGAACCUAUUGGAUAUUAGUAAUGAUUAUGAAAACUAUAAUGAAAGGGAAGAUAAAAUGAUUUAUAAUAAACAUUACUAUAGCCUAAUCAAUAAAUAUGAUUUUGGUAGCAAUUUAAAAGGCACUGAUAAGAUAUUUAAGAUUUACUGA
Messenger RNA from Stylonychia lemnae, 888 nucleotides. The record is from the annotation of a GenBank genome assembly. NCBI's taxonomy places the organism in Eukaryota, Ciliophora, Spirotrichea, Sporadotrichida, Oxytrichidae.